Molecule: messenger RNA, 429 nt
Organism: Dibothriocephalus latus
Lineage: Eukaryota; Metazoa; Platyhelminthes; Cestoda; Diphyllobothriidea; Diphyllobothriidae
Source: the annotation of a GenBank genome assembly
AUCACCCUGAGCUUCUGUCUGCCCGCCGUCUUUGACAUAUUUGGCAAAAAGGAUAUCGUCCAACUCGAGUUGCUUGCUGAUUCUUCUGAUUUACCACAACAGACAACUGGGGACCGGACCUAUGCCUCAAUAGUGAGAAUGUUAGCCGUCUCAGCCCUCUCCAUCAUUGGACUGCACAUAACAUGUCUGAAAGCAAGCAGUAUGAUUGAGUGGGAGGAGCUGACAUGGUACUUCCUCAGUGCAAGUGCCCUCUCUCUAUUCUUGGCUGUGAUGAUCAUUGCCCACCCCGCGAACGACCAUUUUCGUGCUCGUGGCACACGUUUCCUCUCAAUCGCAUUCAUCCUCAGUGUUGAUCGUUUCGCUUUGCGUGAUAUAAACACGACGAACGGCAAGUGGAUCCAUCUGCCUCUUCUUCCGGACUGGAUGUGA